ACAUCCGCCAUUCACUACCUCCUGACCUCACGCCAUCGCCGCCAGCAGCGCGGGAAGGACAGGUCCUGAUCAACGUGGUCUAGAUCUGUCGACUAUGUGCCUCGAUCCGACUUGAGCAGCUACGGACAUGAGCUCAUCGCCGUCGGUGCCCUCGACCACCAUGCCUCCCGCCCGUUCCUUCGACGCGAAGGUCGACGAGAAGAAACCGAGCAAGAGCGACAUCAACUGGGUCAUCAUGGACUAUCUCGUUUCUGAGGGCUACCCUGCGGCAGCAGAAAAGUUCGCACAAGAGACCAACCUCGGCAGCCCUGAUGACUUGGAGAGCAUUCGUGAGCGUGUUGCUGUACGCGAUGCUCUUCACUCGGGCAAGGUGGAGGAAGCCAUCGCGCUCAUCAACGAGAUCGAUCAUCAGAUCCUCGAUCAAGACCAGCUUCUCCACUUCAAUCUGCUGCAGCUGCAACUCAUCGAACUCAUACGCAGCAUCAUCAUCCGCCCAACGAACAGUACGACGCCUGCGAGCGAUGAGUUUCGCCCGGCACUGGAAUUUGCCACAGAGCAGCUCGCACCCAAAGCACCUACGGAAGCAAAGUAUCAGGAAGCACUACAGCGCACAAUGGCGCUUAUGAUAUUCUCACCGGAGAAGAUGCAGCCUGAGUUCAAAGAGCUAUUAGACCUUAGGCUGCGAGAAAGAGUAGCCACUAGCGUCAACAAAGCAAUACUGCAGAGCAGAGGACAGCGGUCAGAGGCGAAGAUUCGAAAGCUAGUUCGAGGCCGAGCAUGGGCAGAGAAUCUAGCACGGGAGUCGAAGGCAGAAAUACCUUUAUCAAUCCCUAUCGGACUUGAUGGAGCAGAUACGGUGCAGGUCACUGGCGAUGCUAUGGUGCAAUGAUAUCAUGACUGGAGGCUAUGAGAUAUGUGAGCCUAUGGUUUAGCGUUGGCGCUGGCGGUACUCGGCGGUUUGGACCACUCGACUUUGCAAGUCAACUUUUUCCCCUUAUUCUGUUCCAACCUUUCGUUCUCCGAGCUCAUUGCUCUGACUUUAAUCUCUUUGUCGCGGAUGUUGGGGGGCCUCUGCCUCGACACCAGGUCUGCUCGAGGGUAGUAGACUUCGGGUCGCCGCUAGUAGUGCCACUCCUUCUAUAAUAAAGGUAUAAUAGGCGAUCCCUGAGUGGUAGAAGUAGACGGUAUGAAUGAUGUGAUGAAUUUGAU
Sphaerulina musiva SO2202 is the source of this 1209-nucleotide messenger RNA. RefSeq lists its product as uncharacterized. Gene Ontology annotation, biological process: proteasome-mediated ubiquitin-dependent protein catabolic process. Gene Ontology annotation, molecular function: protein binding. Gene Ontology annotation, cellular component: cytoplasm; nucleus. The coding region runs from base 161 to 889 and encodes 242 amino acids. The transcript is spliced from 3 exons. The record is from RefSeq and is a predicted model, not a curated record. NCBI's taxonomy places the organism in Eukaryota, Fungi, Ascomycota, Dothideomycetes, Mycosphaerellales, Mycosphaerellaceae.